AUGAACCUCAGCGAGUCUACACCUCAAUUGCCAGAGGCAACACCGUUCACACUUUCGCCUGCGAGGGAGCUCGUCCUUUAUUUCGACUUGCACCAAUCUCCCAACAAGUUUUACCACCGCGAGUGCAGGAAGCUUCUCCUAGACGCCUUCCCUGGCGCGCACGCAAUCGAAUUUGACGACAGACUCCUUGUUUACCGCUUCCACCAACUCCCGCCGAAGCCAUGGCCGAAGAAAAUCGCCGGCGUACCCUGCUACUUCACAGACCACGAUAAUGAUCUCGGACCGAUCGUUUCCCUCAUCCGCCGCCGCGAUUGCUCGAGAAUACGUUUGUCUCAACACCUGGAUCUUCGCAAUAACGAGGCGGCAGUUCAUCUGGUGUUCGACCUGGUCAAGGAUUUCUUCAUGCACCGUGCUAUAUCGAUUACGGAAAUUCAGUUUUGGGGUCGGCUGGUCAUCAUCGUCCUUGAGGGCAAAAGGACGAUACCAUUUUCAGUACAGGUAGACUUCUUCAGUCAGUAG
Aspergillus calidoustus is the source of this 519-nucleotide messenger RNA. Lineage: Eukaryota; Fungi; Ascomycota; Eurotiomycetes; Eurotiales; Aspergillaceae. The record is from the annotation of a GenBank genome assembly.